UGUCUUGUAUACCAACAUUAGAAAAGUUAAAAAUAUUGUUCAAUGAGUUUAAACGGGACGUAAACUCAAAUCCGUAUAUUUUUCUGUGUUUAAUCCAGUGGAAAUCAUUAAAAAGACGAAAUCAUUGCGCUAAAGUUAUUAGUGUAGCCAACUAAAUUUGAAUAUCCAAUAAAAAUGCAUUUGUGAAGCGAAAAAACUAAAAUUACAAGUGUUUUGGUGACAGUGGUACUAACUCCAUUUUCUCUUCAAACCAAAAGACAUUUUUGUUCCCUUUGUAUGGCUUAAAUUUUCUCGCAAAAUAUUGGCACAUACAACAAUGUCAGACGACACCAUAAACUUUCCACCAACACCGGAACAUGUGAACAAUUGUCCAACACCGCCAAUAAAUACGAAAAGUCGAAUUCGCGAUUUUAUACAGAAGCAAUUAAUGACAGACGUUGCCAUUUCCGAUAAUGAAAUCGAUGGCGAGGAAAAUCAGAGAGAGUCUGGUUCACCACCACCAAAUUGUUCGAUAUGCCUUGGACAGAUAAACAGCAAGUGUUUUACGGACUCAUGUCUGCACACGUUUUGUUUCAGUUGUUUAUUGGAGUGGUCAAAGAUUAAAGCUGAAUGUCCGCUUUGUAAGCAAGGAUUCAAGUCGAUUAUUCACAACGUCAAAUCAAUGGACAAAUAUGAAGAAUACAAAGUGGAUAACUAUCGCACCAAUUGGGCGAGCAUUGCUAACCAGUUUGAACAAUUUUUGCUGGCUACUUCUUUUCCACCUUUUCGUUCACGAGUGCAUCGUCAACGGGUACCAGAAACUUAUACACUACCGAAUGCUGACAGGACAUCAACCAGCACGAACCUGAGCGGUGGCCUCAGUCGCGUUUACCAAUUAUUUCUGAAUAACAACGUUUUGGUAGAACGUUUUGCGCGAGAAAAUGCAAACGAUGUCAUACCGAAUCGGUCCAAUGGUCCAGCAUGGCGUGCAUACGUAUAUCAGAGAGAUUUAUACGCUCUACCCCUGCUUGAUGUGAACGGACGCAGCAGAGACAUUUCGGCGCGUUUUUAUAGAGAAAAUCCGGCACAAAUUCACCGGCUCAUGGGAUGGUUGAACCGAGAAAUCAUUUAUCUUUUAAAUUCGGCCGUUCAUUACAAUAGUUUUGUACUGCAGACGAUUGAAGAGCGUAUAACUCAGCACGACAUGACGUCAAGAGCGUUUCGUCAACACAUCCAGCCUUUCUUUACUCGACACACAUCGCAUUUUUUGCACGAGCUGAUUAAUUUUGCUCGGUCACCGUAUGACAUCAUCGGUUACGAUAGAAACGUCCAGUAUCGACCUCAUUUCUAUGACAUCGAAAUCGAAAGUGUUAGCAUUGAUUCGGACCGAAGCGACCCGAGUCCAAGAUUGUCACCCAGAUCUGAUGUAACCACUGAAGAUCCGUACAUGUCAAACGAAUCGCAGCACAACAGCCAGAGUCGAUCAGUUAUUGUUUUUGGCUCGAAUGGUGAGGGCAGUUCCAGGAACUUUAGCACACCAUCAUCGUACACGUUCCAGCCAAUCACUGAACCAGUUACCGUUGACACCGAUGAUAGUGACGAUUGCUUAUUCGUCUGCGAACAGAAGCCACCGCAUCUGCGUACUCCUAUCAUGGUCGAAUUGAAUUCGGAAGAGGACAGUGAUGUCAUAAUUGUUGAGACUGAGAUUAAAGAAGAAAGUAGUGACACAGAAGAGCAGCCUGAUCCGUCAACGAGUGCAAAUUCGAGGCAAAUACCAAAGCCAAGUACUUCACGACGCCGUCGGAAUACAAGCGGCAGUUCCGACAGCCUAACAUUGUUGCAAAGUGUAGCAACCGAUGAAACUCCGAACGAUGUACCUUGUGCCCCAACUCGCCGUAAACGACGUCAACAACAGAAUGACGAGACCUGCGGUGGUGACGACGGGCCACCUAGAAUCAAAAUGAUCAUACGUUCCGAUCCCCAGACUCCAUAUUCUUCGACAGUAACCACUGGUGCGUUAUUAGCCGAUAGUAAAAGUGCAAUUGCAACCGUGUCACAAGCGAAUAUUAGUUACGAUGGAAGUGGUCCAUCAACGUCAACGUCAACUGUUAUUCGACAACCGUACAGCCAGUCACGAAGUGUUCCGUUUAAGAAGAAAAAAUACACCAUCUACGAUGCAUCCAGCGAAUCCAGUGAUUUAGACUCGACUGACAGUUCCAGCAGUGAUUCCAGCCAUGAGGAGUUGAAACUCCCGAAGCAAAAACGAUUGAUCAAACGAGCGAGUCAGAAAUCUCUGAAGAUGCAGAAGAAACACAAAAAAUUCACCAAAAAGUUAGAACUGAAAAUGAAGUUAAAGAUGAAGCAGAUGAUGUUACAUCUACAGGAGCCGCACGAUGUCGGCUCGAACAGCAACUAUAUUUCGUCGUCGUGUUCGUCAUCCAGUUCGUCAAGUUCCGAUGCGAGCUCAAGCAUGGACGAUGACGAAAAAGAAUCGUCGAGCGAUUGAAACGAUAAUUUGUAGAUAAAAUUCGGUGUAAGCGCUUCUAUUCCAAUUUCAUCGUUGAGAAUAGAAAGUUUUCUUGGAAAUUUGCUUUUUCAAGGAAAUUUGAGAAAUUUUUGAAAAAAAAAGCAAUAAACGUCUGAACCAUAAGAACAAAAAA
Molecule: messenger RNA, 2639 nt
Organism: Bradysia coprophila
Lineage: Eukaryota; Metazoa; Arthropoda; Insecta; Diptera; Sciaridae
Gene: Topors
Product: Topoisomerase I-interacting protein
Biological process (GO): protein polyubiquitination; protein monoubiquitination
Molecular function (GO): metal ion binding; ubiquitin protein ligase activity
Source: RefSeq, a predicted model, not a curated record